GCAAUAAAAGCAGUGACUUCUGCUCGGCACGGAGCAAGAGGCUGGGGUUGGAGUAAUGUGGGAGGCGUGGAUCUGGCUCUCUUCCCUCUGACACGGACAUAGCGUUGUCCGAAUGGCGGGUCGCAUCUUGCAGCUGCGGCUCCCGCUCUGCAGCCCCGGGCUCCGGGCGCGCGCCCUCUGGCCCGGCAGCCGUGACCAUGGCAACCGCGGCCUAGCCCGGCCUCGCCGCUGCUUCAGCGCCGGCUCCCCGCCGUCUGUAGCCGGGGACGGGCCUCCGCUCGCACACAGCGCCGGCUCCCCGCCGUCUGUAGCCGGGGACCGGCUUCCGCUCGCACACAACGCCGAUCCCGGGCCGGUACAGCAGCAGCAACAGCACGGGGAGACUGAGCGCAACCGGGCCGGCGCUGGGGCCGCAGAUGUCAGGAGGCUGCUGGCUCUGGCCUACCCCCAGCGGUGGCCGCUCGCAGCUGCCGUGGGCUUUCUAGGCGUAUCCAGCAUGGUGACCAUGUCUGCGCCGUUCUUUCUCGGAAAGGUUAUCGAUACAAUUUACACAAAUCCUGCCGGAGGGGACGUGACUGCGAACUUGACGUCGCUGUGUGCUGUAUUAAGUGGCAUCUUCCUUUGUGGAGCUGCUGCCAAUGGUGCCCGUGUCUACCUCAUGCAGAGCUCAGGACAGCAGAUUGUCAGGCGCUUGAGGGGAAGACUCUUUUCUUCGAUUCUUUGUCAGGAGGUUGGGUUUUUCGAUAAGACCAGCACAGGAGAGCUGAUAAACCGACUUUCAUCUGAUGCCGUUAUUCUUGGAAACUCGGUCACAGAGAACCUGUCUGAUGGACUAAGAGCUGUGGGCCAGGCAUCAGCUGGCAUUGGCAUGAUGUUUUACGUGUCACCUCAGUUGGCCAUGUUUGUCCUGGGUAUUGUUCCCCCGGUCGCCAUAUUAGCAGUGUUUUAUGGACGAUACCUUCGCAAGAUUUCUGGAGUGACUCAGGAUUCACUAGCUGAUGCGACGCAGCUUGCUGAAGAGCGCAUUGGAAAUAUAAGGACUGUUCGUGCUUUUGCCAAAGAGAACUCUGAGCUGCAGAUAUACAUGAACAAGAUCAGCCACGUACUGCAACUUGCCAAGAAAGAAGCAGUGGCUCGGGCAGGGUUUUAUGGGGCAACUGGGCUGACCGGAAACCUGAUUGUUCUGACAGUGCUAUACAAGGGAGGCCUGAUGAUGGGCGAAGCCCACAUGACAGUGGGAGAACUCACUUCUUUCAUGAUGUAUGCCUUCUGGGUGGGAAUAAGCAUUGGAGGCCUUGGCUCCUUCUACUCGGUAUUAAUGAAGGGACUUGGAGCAGGGAGCCGACUGUGGGAGCUACUUGAAAGAAAACCAGCAAUGCCACUUAACGAGGGCAUUGUUUUGCUACCAGAGGAGUUUAAAGGAGCCAUUGAGUUCCGUGGUGUCCAGUUUGCCUAUCCUACCCGCCAGGAAUUUUCAGUAUUUAGCGGGCUAGACCUGUCUAUCCCAGCGGGCUCAGUAAUGGCUAUAGUGGGGAGCAGUGGCUCAGGAAAAUCAACACUGGUGUCCCUGUUGCUGAGGCUCUACGAUCCAGUUUUGGGCACCAUCACUAUUGAUGGCCACAAUAUACGGAGUCUCAAUCCACGCUGGCUACGUGAGAACAUCGGAGUGGUAAAUCAGGAGCCCAUUCUGUUCUCCUGCUCGAUUGCAGAGAAUAUUGCUUAUGGUGCCACCAAGGACGGAGAUCUAAUGAUGUGUGACAUUGAAAAGGCUGCCAAGGUUGCCAAUGCCUUAGAGUUCAUCCACACCUUCCCCAAAGGCUUUCAAACAAUGGUUGGGGAGAAAGGAGUCCUACUCUCAGGUGGCCAGAAGCAAAGGGUUGCAAUUGCUCGGGCUCUGCUGAAGAACCCCAGAAUUUUGUUGUUGGAUGAAGCUACAAGCGCACUGGAUUCAGAGAAUGAAUAUUUGGUAAAAGAAGCUUUGGAUCGAUUGAUGAAAGGAAGAACAGUACUGAUCAUUGCCCAUCGCCUGUCAACCAUUCAGAACGCCGAUGCUGUUGCAGUCCUGGACCAGGGCAAAAUUGUCGAGUGUGGCUCACAUCAGCAACUGCUCACAAACUCCAAGGGAUUAUUUCGAAAACUUGUGGAAAAGCAGACUAUUUUUCAGAACAGUCAAAAAUUUGUUUUGAAUGCCUAAUCAUGUCUAAAUGUUGAUAACAUUGUCCCAGCCUACUUUCCAAAAAAUAAACUUACAAUUCAAGGGACACAGAAAUGCUUUAGUUUUGAUUGACUACUGCAUAAGUGGUAAGUAGAUUUUGCACAUUGGGAAUAUAUGAUCCCUUCUGUGGACUCAGGUUGACAGAGAAACAAAUCAGUUGUUUCACUUGGAGCCAGGAGAAGUUCAUUCCAGAGUUACACUCGUCUCAUAGGACUGGAUAGGCCUUGGUGUCAUUGUGCUUGGGCCAUGUCUUAACACUGAGUACUUGAAAAGAAGGAAGCAAACUUUUCAAUAGCUCAAGUUGCCCUUCUUCAGCGUUUAACUAUUUUCUACCUUUUUGGACUAAAGUUGCCUUUUUUUCAUUGGUGUUAAGUAACUUUCACCGGGUGAUCGAUGGGAUAUUAAAUUCUGUGCAACAAUAAAUGGUGACAUUUGCCACUGAGAAAAUAUGUAUAGAUCUGUGUAUUUUGUGAAAUUUACAGGUAUGGCCUAAUGUUUAUAAUUUGUUAGACCUAAUUGUUUUUUUUCAAUCAUGGUGGUUUAUAAUUGAAUAUGGAUUUUAAAUUCAGAUGUUUGUUCCUCAGAAUUGCGGCAUUUUUACUGUAAAUUAAAAAUGACCAACUUACAA
This is a messenger RNA of Leucoraja erinaceus (little skate), 2843 nucleotides long. It is a transcript of the gene abcb10, whose product is annotated as ATP-binding cassette, sub-family B (MDR/TAP), member 10. Gene Ontology annotation, molecular function: ABC-type oligopeptide transporter activity; ATP hydrolysis activity; ATP binding. Gene Ontology annotation, biological process: transmembrane transport. NCBI's taxonomy places the organism in Eukaryota, Metazoa, Chordata, Chondrichthyes, Rajiformes, Rajidae. The transcript is spliced from 13 exons. Gene Ontology annotation, cellular component: membrane. The record is from RefSeq and is a predicted model, not a curated record. The coding region runs from base 113 to 2194 and encodes 693 amino acids.